Molecule: messenger RNA, 834 nt
Organism: Penicillium alfredii
Lineage: Eukaryota; Fungi; Ascomycota; Eurotiomycetes; Eurotiales; Aspergillaceae
Product: BZIP transcription factor
Exons: 4
Coding region: 1-834 (277 amino acids)
Cellular component (GO): RNA polymerase II transcription regulator complex
Molecular function (GO): DNA-binding transcription activator activity, RNA polymerase II-specific; transcription cis-regulatory region binding
Source: RefSeq, a predicted model, not a curated record
AUGCAGCCCGCGCUGGCUCCAGCGCCGCAUCCAAGCAUGCAGACAUCUGCUCAGGACCAUGCGGACCAGGUGCUCCAUGACCAGCUCCUCGCUGCGCAGCACCACCUGCAGGGCUCGACCCGUCCGCAGGGAGGUCCUGGCCAACAACAGCAUCUCCAGCCGAAUACUGCCAGCCCGCGCGACCAAGCCAACAUCGACCCGGCCAUCUCGGGCGCUGCCAUGCUAAGCGCAGCCCCGCAAACACCCACCCAGCCGCAGUCAUCGCCCGAUGAUACACCCAAGUCGUAUGGAAAGAGGGAGCUAUCGACAUCCAAGCGUGCUGCUCAGAACCGGGCUGCACAGCGCGCGUUUCGCCAACGGAAGGAAACGUACAUUCGCAAGCUCGAAGAGGAGGUCAAGAGCCUCGAGCCUCUCAAGGAACAAGUCAAACAGUUGAUCGGCGAGAACUACCAGCUGCGCGAGUAUAUAAUCAACCUGCAAUCCCGGCUUCUCGAAGCUCAAGGUGAAGUUCCCGAACUGCCGGGCAACAUCGACCUGAGCCAGCCGCGCACCGAGAUGGCACUCGCCUCCGGUGGCGCUCCAGCCGGUCCCUCGGGUGCUGUGCCUACCGGCGCGGCUCCCCAGCAGCAACAUCAGGGUGCUGCCACGGAUGACAUGAACUCGCUGAACCGCAUUGCCGUCGCCGGCCUGGGGAUGCGCAAACACCCUGACGAGGCUAACUUCAUGGGUAAUAGCUUCCAGCAGCACAAGCGGCUACGCUCAGAUGACGCCCAGAGCGAGGCGGAUGUAACUGUCACCAAGCAGGAGGCCUCACACGGUCUACCAAUGGCUUGA